AUGUCUCUCCAAGUUCAGGAAACCACUCCUCAGGUGACAGUAACCAAUGCCUCUUCCUCAGCCCAAUCCUACGAUCUCGUUGUCGUAGGCUUCGGCAGCACAGCACUUUCUCUCGCAACCGCACUCGCAGACUCGGAAACCUCUCUCAAAGUCCUAUUUGUCGAAUCUAAGGAUGCAUUCAACUGGGCACCUGCAUCAGUAUUGCCAGAGAAUGCCACACGCACUUCAUUCUUGCGUGAUUUGAUCACCACACGCAAUCCUCGUAGCGAGUUUACUUUUGUGAACUACCUCUUUGAAAGCGAGCAGUUGGUGCAGUUUGUCAAUUCCUCGCAUAUGGCUCCCUCGAGACUGGUCAUGGGGAACUAUCUCUCCUGGGUGGCUGAAAAGAUGCAAGAGAGACAGUGGGUGCAGUACUCAAGUACUGUUACUAGAGUCGUUCCCGUUAAGAGUGGAUCUGCCACUCAGGUUACUGGUUGGAAACUCAAUGUACAGGAUGCCCAAGGCAACAACAGCACCAUUGCUUCCAAGCGUGUUGUUCUGGCUACAGGCUCGAAACCCAAGAUUCAUGAGGCUUUGAUGGAUGCAAAGGGAAAGGUGUUGCAUUCUUCUGAAGUUGCGCCUUUGCUGCACAAUCUCAAGGAUCAGGAUAUCGCUAUUGUGGGAGCUGAUCAGGAGGCUGCGGAGAUCUUUGAGCACUUGCAGAGUGCAGGAGCUCUGCAUCGAGCGAGGGCAACAAUGUUCAUCGAGGACUCUGCACUGCGACCAGAAGACAACACUUCCUUCACCCAAGAUAUCAUCGACAACUGCCUCCCCGGCGCAACAACCUCCCAAUACCCACCCGAAUUGCGCCCUCGCCUACUCUCCCCCUCCUCCUCCUCCUCCACCACACCCACCUACCCAAAAAUCUCCCUCCGCACCCUCGAAACCCUCUACGAGAACCUCUACGCCCAACGCAUCACCUCUCCCCACCCAUCCACCUGGCGCUUCAACAUCACACCUCUAUCCCAAGUCACCUCUACAAACACCUCGGGCAACAAAACUCGUCUAGCGCUCAAAAACACACACACAAAUACCGUAUCUCAGAGCCCCCAAGCUUUCGAUGUGAUUGUUUCUGCAGGAGGGUAUGAGCACAGUACACCUUUGCUUUCCGAGAUUGAAGCUGCUGGGCUCUUGCGAGAUAAAAAGCCUACUGUGGAUGCAGAGUAUAAGUUGUGUUUGAGGCGCAAUGGAGUCGCUAAGGACUGUGGACUUUGGGUGUUGGGGAGCUUGGAGCAAGGACACAGGGAUGAGGAUAUGGGGUAUGCGGUUGAGAGGGGAAGUAGAUUGUUGGGUUCGCUGUUGGAUAGUGUUGUUGGUGAAGAAAGCAGGGGUGAGGUUGCUAUGUUGUAG
Molecule: messenger RNA, 1389 nt
Organism: Aureobasidium namibiae CBS 147.97
Lineage: Eukaryota; Fungi; Ascomycota; Dothideomycetes; Dothideales; Saccotheciaceae
Exons: 2
Coding region: 1-1389 (462 amino acids)
Biological process (GO): intracellular iron ion homeostasis
Source: RefSeq, a predicted model, not a curated record